Molecule: messenger RNA, 330 nt
Organism: Guillardia theta CCMP2712
Lineage: Eukaryota; Cryptophyceae; Pyrenomonadales; Geminigeraceae
Exons: 1
Coding region: 1-330 (109 amino acids)
Source: RefSeq, a predicted model, not a curated record
AUGCUUUGCUCAAGCAGUGAGGCCGAGAUGCGAAUCCAUCCCAUUCCUUCACAGGACGAUUUCGAUGAGCUCUGCUGCGAUGAAGAUGACAUGGCGGAUGUUCCUGAGCUGAGCUUCCUGAAACUUAACAGCGCUCAGAGGGGAAAAGUGCACACGUUGUCAGACAAGAACAAGAAGAUGUUGUUUUGUUUGGCGAAGUCGAUAGAGUACAUCAAGAUGAAUGGCGGAAGAACUCCUUCUGUCUACGACCCAGAACCUCUAGAAAGCAAGAUGGGAUCCCUCUCAUUAGCUACAAUCAACCAUGAAGCAGCUAGCAUUGAGCUCUGUUGA